Messenger RNA from Yamadazyma jaroonii, 2847 nucleotides. NCBI's taxonomy places the organism in Eukaryota, Fungi, Ascomycota, Pichiomycetes, Serinales, Debaryomycetaceae. The record is from the annotation of a GenBank genome assembly.
AUGGCGCCCAUAAAAGAGGAAGAAGGGAAGAAAGAUAUUAAAAAGGUUGAAGAAGAAGAAUUAAAUGAAGAAGAUCAACAUUUGAAAGAUGAAUUAGAAUCAUUGGUUGAAAAAUUGUUAGAAUCAAAUUCAUCAUCUGUUUAUGAAGAUAGUUUAAAUCAAUUAAAGAACUAUAUAAAAAAUUCAACAACUUCAUUAACAGCAGUUCCAAAACCAUUAAAAUUCUUAAGACCUCAUUAUGAAAGUUUAACUGAAUUAUAUCAAGAUUGGCAAUCAAACAAAUCAUCAUUAUGUAAUCAAUUGUCCGAUAUUUUAUCAGUAUUAGCAAUGACUUAUGAUAAUGGUAAGAAUGAAUCAUUAAAGUAUAGAUUAUUAUCUGAUGAUAAUACUGUUAAUGAUUGGGGUCAUGAAUAUAUGAGACAUCUCGCUUUAGAAAUUGGUAAUUCAUAUCAAGAAAACUUAGGUACUGAUGAUAAAUAUAUUAAUGAAUUAAUUGAAUUAUCAUUAAAGAUUGUUCAAUAUUUCUUAAAACAUAAUGCUGAAGGUGAUGCAGUAGAUUUAUUAUUAGAAGUUGAACAAAUUGAAAAGUUAAUAGAUUUUGUUGAUGAUUCAACUUUUUCAAGAGUUUGUCUUUAUAUGGUUAGUUGUGUUCCAUAUUUAGCACCUCCAGAUGAUAUUUCAUUUUUAUCAACUGCUUAUUCAAUUUAUUUACAAAACAAUCAAUUAACUCAAGCAUUAACUUUAGCUAUUAAAUUAGAUGAUGAAAAUUUAAUCAAACAAGUAUUUGAAUCAACCACUGAUGAAUUAAUUCAUAAACAAUUAGGUUUCAUAUUAUCUCAACAAAAUAAUGGUUUCAAAUAUCCUGGUGAAAAUGAAGAAGUUCAACAAUGUAUUGCUAAUGUUAAAUUAACUGAAUAUUUCAAAUACUUAACCAAAGAAUUAAAUUUAUUAGAACCAAAAGUCCCCGAAGAUAUUUAUAAAAGUCAUUUAGAGAAUAAUAAAAAUGGUAUUGGUAAUUCAGGUUCAAUUGAUUCUGCUAAACAAAAUUUAGCUGGAAGUUUUGUCAAUUCUUUCUUAAAUUUAGGUUUUGGUAAUGAUAAAUUAGUUCAAACUGAAGAAGAUAAUAAAUCCUGGAUUUUCAAAACCAAAGAUGCAGGUAUUACAAGUACUACUGCUUCUUUAGGUUCAAUUCAUCAAUGGGAUGUUAAUGAAGGUUUACAAGUUUUAGAUAAAUUCACCUAUUCUGAAGAAGAUGAAGUUAAAGCUGGUGCUCUUUUAGGUAUGGGUAUUUUAUCAUCAAAUGUUCAUGAUGAAGUUGAUGCUGCUUUAGCUCUUUUACAAGAAUAUAUCAAUGAUCCAAGAAAGAUUUUACAAAGUUCAGCAAUUAAUGGUUUAGGUAUUGCAUUUGCUGGUACUGCUAAUGAAGAAGUUUUAAGUUUAUUAUUACCUUUAAUUUCAGAUUUAGACAUUCCUUUAGAAAUCAGUUCUUUAGCUUCAUUAGCUUUAGGUCAUGUUUUCGUUGGUACUUGUCAUGGUGAUAUUACUUCAACUAUUUUACAAACUUUAUUAGAAAGAGAUUUCAGUCAAUUAACUAAUAAAUUCAUUACUUUAUUAUCAUUAGGUUUAGGUUUAUUAUACAUGGGUAAAACUGAACAAGUUGAUGAUGUUUUAGGUACUAUUGAUGCUAUUGAACAUCCAAUAAGUAAAACUUUAAAAGUUUUAGUCAAUAUUUGUGCUUAUGCCGGUACAGGUAACGUUUUACAAAUUCAAUCAUUAUUACAAAUGUGUACUGCUAAACCAACAGAUCAAGCAGCCGAAGAAAAGAAAUUGGAACAAAGUGAAGAAGAUACCAAACCUAUCGGGAAUUCCACCACCGCCAAUGAUGUUGAUAUGGAAGAUGCAGGAGAAGGUGAAAUAAAUGAACAAUCAAAUAAUGAAACUAAUGAUGAAGAACCAAAGGAUGAAGUUAAAUCUGAAUCAAAGGAUGAAACUAAAGAAGAAGCUACUGAAGAAGAGGAAGAAGAAGCUGAUGAAAUGUAUAAAGGAUUUGCUGUUUUAGGUUUAGCAUUAAUUGCCAUGGGUGAAGAUAUUGGUCAAGAUAUGGUAUUACGUCAUUUCUCCCACUUAAUGCAUUAUGGUAAUUCAUUAAUCCGUAGAUCAGUUCCAUUAGCUAUUGGUUUAACAUCAACUGCCAAUCCUCAAAUGAAAGUUUUUGAAACUUUAUCAAGAUAUUCUCAUGAUCCUGAUUUAGAAGUUGCACAAAAUGCCAUCUAUUCUAUGGGUAUUGUUGGAACAGGUACUAAUAAUGCCAGAUUAGCUCAAUUAUUAAGACAAUUGGCUUCCUACUAUAUUAAAUCUUCAGAUACUUUAUUCAUGGUUAGAAUUGCUCAAGGUUUAUUACAUUUAGGUAAAGGUACAUUAACUUUAACUCCUUUCAAUAGUGAAAGAACUAUAAUAUCAAAAGUAUCAUUAGCUUCAUUAUUAACUAUAUCGGUAUUAUUAUUAAAUCCUAAAGAUUUCCUUUUAAGUGAUUCCAAUAGUGAAACUACUCAUCAAUUAUUAUACUACUUAACUCCAGCCAUUAAACCAAAAAUGUUAGUCACAGUUGAUGAAAACUUAAAUCCUAUAAAAGUUAAUGUUAGAGUUGGUCAAGCAGUUGAUGUUGUUGGACAAGCUGGUAAGCCAAAAACUAUUACUGGAUGGGUUACUCAAUCAACACCAGUUUUAUUGAAUUAUGGUGAAAGAGCUGAAUUAGAAAAUACCGAUGAAUGGAUAAGUUUAACUAAUUCAUUAGAAGGUAUUGUUAUAUUGAGAAAGAAUCCAGAAUUUAUGGAAGUAGAUAAUUAA